Messenger RNA from Mesoplodon densirostris (Blainville's beaked whale), 3104 nucleotides. RefSeq names its product MANSC domain containing 1 (gene MANSC1). The transcript is spliced from 4 exons. The record is from RefSeq and is a predicted model, not a curated record. Bases 387 to 1622 code for a protein of 411 amino acids. Lineage: Eukaryota; Metazoa; Chordata; Mammalia; Artiodactyla; Ziphiidae.
ACCCAGGGAGGGGCUCCCGGCUCUCCCCGGUGCCCAGGGGGCCUGCUCCAGGUUGCUGGGAAGCAGCUCCGGGUUGCAGGGCGGGAACGUGCCCUUCCACCUCCGGCAAACUUUCGGCCGCCGCAACGGAAGCAGGAACUCAUGAAGCACAAACCCAGGGCUGGGCGGGAGCUGCGGAGCCUCCCAGGCGUCCUCACCGAGCCCCUCGCGGAUCCGCCGCUGCUUCCCCGAGCGCGCGGGGCUGCCCUGCACCGAGAGGGCAGCAGGGCCCGGUCCUCCGAUCUCCAGAGAGAAAUUCCAUCAUCUGUCCAAUCUUCUUGAAGCAAACUCAGGCCAGAGGGAGAGUUAUCUGACCUUUGGAGAUCAAGACUAAACUGAAAUUUAAAAUGUUCUUCCGGGAGGGAUGGAGCUUGACUUACACUCGUGUAAUAAUUUGUUUCCUGACACUAAGGCUGUCCACCAGUCAGAACUGCUCCACCAAGAGUCUAGAAGAUAUGGUCAUUGACAUCCAGUCAUCCCUUUCCAAGGGAAUCAGAGGCAAUGAGCCCAUACACACAUUAACUCAAGAAGACUGCAUUAAUUCUUGCUGCUCAACAAAAAACAUAUCAGGGGACAAAGCAUGUAACUUGAUGAUCUUCGACACUCGAAAAACAACUAAACUACCCAACUGCUACCUGUUUUUCUGUCCCAGUGAGGAAGCCUGUCCCCUGAAACCAGCAAAGGGACUUAUGAGUUACAGGAUAAUUAGAGAUUUUCCAUCUUUGGCGGGAACUGAUUUGCCAAGCCAGGAGGUAACCCAAGAAGAGUCUCUCUUCCGCAGCAGGUCUUCACACACCAUCACUCCCACGGCCCCUCCUCCCACAGGUGAUUCAGAGCCCACGGUCUUAUGGAGAGAUUCAUUUUCUCAGAAGUCCGGAUCCUCAGAUCACUUGGAGAAACUACUCAAGAUUGAUCUGGUGAGUCCACAGUGGACUGUUUAUAAAGAAAAAGGCCACUCUGAGAAGUCACCAUCUUCCUCAGAACAAACAGUAGCUCACCUGCUGCCUGAAAAUGUGACAGCGUUCCCCAGUACAGUGGCAGAUGCUGCUCUGCCCACCAUCCUGGCCACUCCAAAGCCUGCAUCUCUCCCUGCCACCAACGCUGCAGGGAUACCUUCUGUGACUUCGCAGCCUCAGGGGGCCACCUCUGCCCCACCUGUAGCCACGGUCACUAACACGACCACAACUGAGGUUCCGACUUCCAUCUUUAGGGCAUCGAUGGACUCGAAAGGCCCACCAGACACGGUGCCCUUUAGAGACAUUUCCAGCUUGACUUUGAACACAGAGGCUGCCCGGAACCCUGCUACGUUUCCUUUGUCAAAUGUGAAUUCUCCCACUACAAAUACAGCAGCUUCCCAGGAAGAUGGGAAGGCCAGCUCUGGCGGGCCCUCCCUGAGCAGUGCUCCAGAAAGGCAGCAGGGCCUCGCAUUUGAACAGUGGCUCCUGGUCGGGACCGUGCUCUUUGGGGUUCUGUUCCUCGCCAUAGGCCUGGGUCUCUUGGGCAGAACGCUCUUAGAAUCCCUCCGCAGGAAACGAUACUCGAGGCUUGAUUAUUUGAUCAAUGGCAUCUAUGCUGACAUCUAAGGAGGACAUUAGAUGCCUCUUUUUUUUUUUUUUUUUUUUUGGCUGUGGGAUGUGGGAUCUUAGUUCCCCGACCAGGACCGGGGAUCGAACCCGUGCCCCCUGCAGUGGAAGUGGGGGGCCUUAACCACUGGGCUGCCAGGGAGGUCCCUAGAUGUCUCUUUAUUCAUGUAGUUACUAAUAGCUCCUAUGCAGCAAGGUUCUGCUGAUUUGCUCAUCUUUGCAGGAUUUUUCAAGUAUUUUGAAGACAGGCAAAGAUGCCUCCUACCGCUUUCUUUUUGCUUGUUCUUCGAAAAGAAGCGGGGGGAAGAAACAAACUGGGUGAUUUGAAGGAUCUGUCUCUAAAAUAUUAGCUGAAAACAAAGCUCUACCUAAAGCAAUAAAGAAUAAUUGCCACAUCAAUUGGAAAAUGACUGGCUUUUUACAAGGAAAAAGGGUUAGGACUCCUAGGCUCCAAUUCAUUAAUAUUUCUGGUUCCAGAUAAAGUCGACUUUAUGGUAUUAAUUCUAAUGGAUUUACUUUCCUUUUUAUAUGAAUUCCAAUAAAACUUACUCCAGAUGUAUUUCCUUCCAAUUAAAUAUCUGAAUAAAUCUUUUGGUACUCAGUAAUGUUCUUGUAAGUGACACGUCCAGCUGGAUAACUUUAAAUUUAUUCCCACCAGCAAAAUGAUUAAAUGAUGAAAAUAUGUGUUCUAAGUUAAAAUGACAAAACCCCCCUUAUCCCAUCAAUGAGCAAAAGAGGUUCCUUUGGAAGAAUUCUAGCAGAAUAUUAGCCUGCAUGGAGAUGAUGAUAAGUUGAUGGCCAGAUCUACUUUGGGUCUGUUCUAGUUAACUAUUUUUUCAAAAAACAAAGAAAAAGUAAACUAGGCAUUUUCCAAACCUAAGUAGAUUUAACAUGUAACAAUAUUAUUUAUAAGUCCUUAUCUAACCUGGACCACUAGUCAAUUCUGGCUUUAUUUGGAAUAACAUUGGAGAUAAUAGAUAGCACUUAAAAUGACAGGCAUACCUCAUUUUAUUGUGCUUCACUUUAUCAUGCUUCACAGAUACUGCAUUUUUUACAGAUUUAAGGUUUAUGGCAGCUCUGCUUCAAACAGGUCUAUUGGUGCCAUUUUUCUACAGCAUUUUCUCACUUCAUGUCUGUGUCACAUUUUGGUAAUUCUUGAAAUAUUUCAAACUUUUUCAUUAUUAUAUUCAGGGGAUCUGUAAUCAAUGAUCUUUGAUGUUACUACUACGAAUUGCUGAAGGCACAGAUGAUGGUUAGCAUUUUUUAGCAAUAUUUUAAAAUUAAGGUAUAUGCUUUUUUUAGACAAUGCUAUUGCACUUAAUACUACAGUACCGUGUAAACAUGACUUUUAUAUGUACUGGAAAACAAAAAUAUUCGUGAGACUCGCUUUCUUGUCGUAUUCACUUUACUGCAGUGGUCUGGAACCGAACCCGCAAUAUCUCCGAGGUCUGCCUGUAUUAUUAAAUGAUUAGCAUGCUGUAA